Molecule: messenger RNA, 2174 nt
Organism: Darwinula stevensoni
Lineage: Eukaryota; Metazoa; Arthropoda; Ostracoda; Podocopida; Darwinulidae
Source: the annotation of a GenBank genome assembly
AACAUUUUUCCAAUUGGCUUCGACACUCAGGCAUGAGGAACGUCCCAUGCAUAAAAAAACAAAACAAGUGUCAAGAGUCAAGUGGAAAAUUGCCUGACUCAAGUGAAGAAAGCGGUGUUACCAAAACGCAAGAAAAGAAAUUGUUUCGAAUAUGCCCAACCAGUAACUAGCCUUGGAGUCGAGGUUAUUGGUGGAUUUCCAUACAGUAGUGAUUUCCCGAAUCACUGGGCCGGAGCUAAUGAAGAAAUAAACGGGGGAACGGGACAAGAGAAGGCUGACCUCGGUCCCUCGUUCGCUUUCCACUCAUUCCAACAUGGCUACUUCCUGAGUAGGAUCCUCCAUUCUCUCUCUCGAUUGUCGCUCUGAUCCUGAGGGAAAGUGCGUUUCGUUGUGCAUGGAUUCAAAGCCAGAGCUGGUUCUUUCGUCGGGCUGAGUGUGUGCGUAGUCGUGCUGAUGGUUUUAUUCUGUUGCUGCAGCAGUCAAAUAACAUGAUGACGACAAGAAAGCUUUACGGGAAAGAUCUCAGUGCGUACGAAGAUUUAGACGUCGACCAGCUCCUGGAACAGUUGAGUCCCGAGGAGAUCGAUAUUUUAGCCAAAGAAGUCGACCCUGACGAUGAACUUCUACCUCCAGACCAGAGAUGCAGUUAUAUCUGUGAAAAGUCCCCAUCUGGCCCUUUGGACAGGAAGAGGCUUAUAGAACAUAUCAACAAGCAGGCCCGGGAAACCCCAGACAAAUUGGACAAUGUCCCAUACAUGGCUGGAAUGGUCCGGGGAAAGCGAUGGAUCCCACCUGAGCGACCCCUAACCAAGCAAGAAGAGGAGAUUCGACUAGAUUUGGGCGAUGAGUAUGAGCAAGCGUUGGGUGGGGCGUCGGAGGAUGAACUUGUCGAUCUUGCCGCCAUUCUGGGCCUUCAUUCCAUGAUGAACCAAGACCAGUACCAUGCAUCAUUGCUCAACAAAGGCCAGGUGGGAAUCGGUUGGGAUGGGAUCACAAAAUCGACGCGAUACAAGCCCCUUCCCAAUGAGCCACCUAAUGACACCGACCCUGAGUGCUCCAUCCAGCAGAUUAAGGAUGAUGACUCCUCUCUCAAGGAACUCAAUUGGAAUAACAUCAAGAACAUAUCGGGAGAGCAGUUUGAGCGCUUGUUCGAUGCACUGAAGACGAACACGAGGCUGGAGGUCCUGAGUCUUGCCAAUGUGGAUCUAUGGGACAAGGCCUGCAAGAAGCUGGUGGAUGCCCUUGAGAAGAAUUCUACCAUCCGAGUGGUGAAUGUAGAAUCCAACUUCCUCACUCCUCCCUUAAUCAGGGAUCUCAUCAAAGCACUCCUGGCUAAGAAGUCUGUUGAGGAGUUCCGAGCUGCCAAUCAGAAACCCUCCAUCCUGGGCAACAAAAUUGAGAUGGAGAUCACACAGUUGGUGGAGCAGAACCCGAACCUCCUGCGACUUGGGCUCUUCUUUGAGUACAAUGAUGCACAGAAUCGGGUCGCCACACACCUUCAGAAGAAUUGUGACAAAUGGGGUGGAGGCAACAGCCUGCCAUCUCACACUUCUACCGUUCAGCAGAUCCAGGGUAGUGGAUCCAUGGAAGCAGGGUGGAGAAUUCAGCGAAUUGUGGAAAAUGUGGAUGUCUCGCACACCAUUGUCUUGGGUGGAGGAAAUUCUCAUGUGGAGGCAGAAAGGUGGAGCCAGGAAGAAGUUGGCAAAGAAAUUGCUGGUAUGGGGGAGGCAAGAAAGAAGAAUGGGAAAGAAGAAAUGGAUAAAGAUGAUGAUAAACAUGGGGCAAGUGGAGAGUACACUGAAGAUGACUAUGAAAAAGUAAUAAAAGACAAUGAAGAAGACCAUGAAGAAGGAGGAGGGGAUGGUAAAGAAGAUGAACAUGAAGGAGAAGUUGGAGAAGGCAGUAAAGAUGAGUAUGAAAGAGAAAAAGUAGAAGACAGUAAAGAAGAUGAACAUGAAAGAGAAGAAGUAGAAGACAGUAAAGAAGAUGAACAUGAAAGAGAAGUAGAAGAAGGCAAUAAAGAAGUUGAGCAUGAAGGAGAAGUAGAAGACAGUAAAGAUGAUGAGAAUGGAAGAUUGGGUCGUUUCGCCUCAAAUCGUCUCUGCACUCCAGCUGAUGUCUUGACCGUCCGGGUUGAGACUCCUGCCAGGUACGAUAACCUGGACAUGGACUUC